Molecule: messenger RNA, 994 nt
Organism: Dunckerocampus dactyliophorus (ringed pipefish)
Lineage: Eukaryota; Metazoa; Chordata; Actinopteri; Syngnathiformes; Syngnathidae
Gene: nr0b2a
Product: nuclear receptor subfamily 0, group B, member 2a
Exons: 2
Coding region: 56-832 (258 amino acids)
Biological process (GO): negative regulation of transcription by RNA polymerase II; circadian rhythm
Cellular component (GO): cytoplasm; nucleus
Molecular function (GO): transcription corepressor activity; transcription factor binding
Source: RefSeq, a predicted model, not a curated record
AGAGGCAGUGAGAGCUCUAGUAUCCUCACAAGUUCACUAAGAAAACCUCUCUGUGAUGGAUAACCAAUGUCACUGUUCUGUCGGCAGCGUCAGACUGUUAAAUCCUAUCCUCUUCAACAUUCUCAGCCAACUGGAUAACAGCAGCCCAAGCUCAAACAACUUCAGCUAUCAUUCGAUACCUCACCGAUGCAACUGCGAGCUUCGUCGAACAGUGUGCUUGAAAAGGCCGUCGGAAAUUUGCAAAGAAGCCUCAGCGGUCCUGGUCAAAACCGUCCAUUUCAUGAAGAAUUUACCUGCUUUUAACCAGCUUCCACCCAACGACCAGUUCUUGCUUCUCAAAAGCUGCUGGGCGCCACUCUUUAUCUUGGGCCUGGCGCAGGAGCAUGUGGACUUCGAGGUGACGGACGUUCCGGCUGACAGCAUGCUGAAAAAGAUUCUUCUGCGGCGUGACGGGGGUCCUGAGAUGGAUUGGGAGCAGCCCACCAUGGCUGGUGUUGGCAAACUGAAAUCCUGCCUCAAAAAGUUUUGGAGCUUAGAUUUGAGCCCAAAGGAGUAUGCUUACCUCAAAGGAACAACCAUAUUUAAUCCAGACGUUCCAGAUCUAAAGGCGUCUCUGUUCAUCGAGGGACUGCAACAGGAGGCCCAGCACGCCUUGAGCGAAGUCGUCCAGCUCCUGCACCCUGAGCGCCAGGAGCGUUUUGCCCGAAUCCUCCUCACAGCCUCCAUGCUGCAGAGCAUUACACCCAGCCUCGUCACAGAACUGUUAUUCCGGCCUGUGAUUGGCCAAGCUGACCUGCUGGAGCUCCUGGUGGAGAUGCUCUUCUGCAGGUAGACGUGGACUUCAUCAAACAGAACGGAGCGAAAUUGUUUUCACAUCAACGCAACAAAACGUGUGAAUGAGCACACUUGAAAAGCAUCCCAGGAAAGAUGUGGCCUUGCAGAGAGAGUCGGUGAUGUGCUUUAAUGUUGAGGUAAUAUUAUGUUUGCUUUGUUG